Molecule: messenger RNA, 219 nt
Organism: Mucor mucedo
Lineage: Eukaryota; Fungi; Mucoromycota; Mucoromycetes; Mucorales; Mucoraceae
Exons: 1
Source: RefSeq, a predicted model, not a curated record
UUUGCAAGAGCCUUGGGUUUUGAAAGAUUACUUUUGUUGCCUGCUAAACGAGUUGAGACCGCUUUAAAGGAGAAUGCUUCCACGUCACCGCCCACAAACGUUGAGGUAUUUCCAGCGGGUACUCACGUGCUGAAGAGGAGAAUCAACAAGUCGUCGAAAUUGGACUCUGGUUGGGAAGAUGAGGUCUUUGUCGUGGUUGCUGCUUUCAAGAAUAACACA